AUGGCUAUCAACACGACUCGAGACAGCCUCCCCUCAGAGCAGACACCAUCACCUACAUCCCAGGACUGGAAUUCAGAAAAAGAAGACUACAGCCCUGAGGUCUGGCACUUGAAGUUCAGAGCUUUCAGCCCCUCAGAGCAGUCAGACCCCAUCCAGGAUCUGAAGAGGAUCUCUGAGCUGUGCUAUCAGUGGCUGAGACCAGACCUGAAUAGCAAGGAGGAGAUCCUGGAUCAGCUGGUGUUGGAGCAGUUCAUGAUCUCCAUGCCUCCAGAACUGCAGGCCUUAGUGAAGGAGAGCGGAGUGAAGAGCUGCCAAGAGUUAGAGAAGAUGCUGAGGGAUGAUUCUGUCAGAGGAGAGGAUGUGAAGAUGCCCCAGGAAGAUACAAAUACAGAUGCUGUCACACCGUUCACCCAUGUUCUGGAAAGAAGAGAUUUAGCUGCACACACAGAUCUUCAGAGUCUUUCUAGUUCCAAUGGAGACAAGGUUCCCACUUGUCAAGGAGGGGCCUCCUGUGUGGACAGGACAGAAGAUGGGCAGCUAGGGCUUGCUACCCUACGACCUGUAGAGCCUGUUGAUCAUCUCGCUGGCCAGGCUAAGUUUGUGUGCAGUGAAUGCAAGAAGAGCUUCCUGUACAGGUCUCAGUUCAUCAUCCACCAGAGGUCACACACAGGAGAGAGACCCUUUGAGUGCAGCGUGUGCAAAAAGGGGUUUGUGCAAUCCUCAGACCUUCGGGUCCACAAGCGCAUCCACAGGGGUGAAAAGCCUUACGUGUGCAGAAUCUGCAGCAAGAGGUUUGCCCACAAGUCCACCCUUCUGGGUCGCCUUAGGAUCCACACAAAGGAGAAGCCUUAUGAGUGUGAGCACUGUGGAACAUGCUUCUACCACAAGGGCAACCUCAGUGUCCAUCUGGGAACCCACAGCGACUCAAGACCUCACAGAUGUAAGGAGUGUGACAAGGCCUUCAGACAGCAGGGGACUCUGAAACGACACAUGAAAAUCCAUUCAAGAAUGGAGCUCUCCUUCGACGUGGCACUAGCUGGCAGCCAGCAAGCUCCAGCUAAUGUUCUUUCUCUGUGCAUCCCCGACAACGCUGGGGGUUACAGUAAGAAACAACCAGGAAGUGGGGGUCACUCUGAAUGGACACUGCGCAUGCGUCCGUUGUCCUGUGAUGCCGGUGCCCCGAGCAAGGCAAGGACAGGGGGUGUAGAGAAGAGUCGGACAUCGCUGGGGAGAUGGAAGGCGCGAGUUUAUGUUGGAGUCUCAGAAGGCGGCAAAGAAACCAAGAUUGUGGUGGGAAAGCCCCUAAAGCAGUGA
Peromyscus leucopus (white-footed mouse) is the source of this 1314-nucleotide messenger RNA. RefSeq names its product zinc finger and SCAN domain-containing protein 5B-like. The record is from RefSeq and is a predicted model, not a curated record. The coding region runs from base 1 to 1314 and encodes 437 amino acids. Gene Ontology annotation, molecular function: RNA polymerase II cis-regulatory region sequence-specific DNA binding; DNA-binding transcription factor activity, RNA polymerase II-specific. NCBI's taxonomy places the organism in Eukaryota, Metazoa, Chordata, Mammalia, Rodentia, Cricetidae. Gene Ontology annotation, biological process: regulation of transcription by RNA polymerase II. The transcript has 4 exons.